UGUGCGCGCGCCUUGAGAGGGGGCGGGAAGGUUGGUUUGAGAGGCGCGCUCGCGACGCUAACGGCUCUCUCUCCCCCCUCUCUGUCCUCCUCAGUGGAGCCCCGCUCACCUCCGCGUCUUCAGCCGACACCUGAGUGGAAGUAAAAAAAAACCAGAAAUUUCUCUGGAAAAGAAACGAUCUGUGUGGAAGUGGACAGAGAGAGAGAGAGAGAGAGAGAGAAACAGGGAAGACGACCCGAUACCAGGCUGGUCAAAGCUGGGGAAAAAAGUCCGAACUCGGGCGAAAAUCAAGAAGAAUCGAAGAAGCGACGUGCUGAGGUUUUCUGGAUUCAGAGUGACAUGGCUGGUGUUCCUAACAAGCUUGUCUUUCUCAUGUCGUAUGCAUGGAUGUUCUUAAUGCUCCUCGAACCCAGUCUUCAGAAUGGGGCCGUAGCGGGGCACCGCGAGCCUCUUCCUGAUGACAGCAAAGACAACAUAACCAUUUUCACUCGGAUUUUGGACCGCUUGCUAGAUGGCUACGACAACAGGCUGCGCCCUGGUCUAGGAGAGAGUGUGACUGAAGUUCGAACCAACAUCUACGUCACCAGUUUUGGACCGGUAUCAGACACAGACAUGGAGUACACAAUUGACGUAUUUUUCCGCCAAAGCUGGAGGGAUGAGAGGCUGAAGUUUGAUGGCCCCAUGCAGGUUCUCCCCCUCAACAAUCUUUUGGCAAGCAAGAUCUGGACUCCAGAUACUUUCUUCCACAACGGGAAAAAGUCAGUGGCUCACAACAUGACCACUCCUAAUAAACUUUUGCGGCUGGUGGACAACGGGACCCUGCUGUACACCAUGAGAUUAACUAUUCACGCUGAGUGCCCCAUGCAUCUGGAAGAUUUUCCCAUGGAUGCUCACGCCUGCCCACUCAAGUUUGGAAGCUAUGCGUACACUAACAACGAAGUGGUCUACAUCUGGACUGCGGAUGAUGAGAAGUCUGUGUCGGUGGCUCCAGACGGCUCCCGUCUCAACCAGUAUGACCUGCUGGGACACGUCAUAGGCAAAGAGACCAUCAGUUCCAGCACAGGAGAAUAUGUGGUGAUGACGACGUAUUUUCAUCUGAAAAGGAAAAUCGGCUAUUUUGUCAUUCAGACGUAUUUACCCUGCAUCAUGACAGUCAUCCUUUCCCAGGUCUCCUUCUGGCUCAAUCGGGAGUCUGUGCCGGCACGUACCGUCUUUGGAGUCACCACUGUUCUGACCAUGACCACACUAAGCAUCAGCGCCAGAAACUCUUUACCCAAAGUGGCCUAUGCUACAGCUAUGGACUGGUUCAUGGCCGUCUGUUACGCCUUCGUCUUCUCCGCCCUCAUUGAAUUCGCCACCGUCAACUAUUUUACCAAGCGCAGCUGGGCCUGGGAUGGUCAGAAGGAGAAUCAGGAGAUGAGGAGACGCGAGUCUGCGUCAUUCUCUAAAAAGACCAACAACACGUUCAACAUCGUGGGCACUACUUAUCCAAUGGGCGCGGGAAAAGAAUCCGGACUGACCACUAUCGCUAAGAGCGCUUCCAGCACGGCCUCGGCCCCGGCCCCGGCCCCGGCCCAGCCGGUCCGAGAGGUUCGGCUCUCCAGGAUGGAUGGCGAAUACAUCUGUGAAGGCGUCAAAAAGUCCUACAACCGAGUCAGCAAAGUGGACAAGAUCUCACGCAUCAUCUUUCCUGUGCUUUUCUUCAUCUUCAACCUGGCCUACUGGGCCACUUACGUCAACAGGAAGCCAACCAUCAGGAGGUCCAACCCUCAUAACUGAAAGUAUAUCUGUAACACCAAUGAGAAAAAACUCCCAGUCAAGUCUGGAGUAGCCAUACGAUGCUACCACUACAUUCGUUUGUUUGUUUUUUGUUUUUGAUUUGUUUCCAUUUGGGUUCGCGCGAAGUUUACAUACCAUUCGAUAGCUACGAAGUGUCUUUAGAUUAUGUAUACUUGAAUAUAAUCUUUAUCAUCUCCAUUUUGUUGGGAGACUUGUGUGGUAAAUUUGGAGUAAACCUUGUAGUACGUUUCGACAGCAAAACAGCAGCCAGUUAGACGCCACUCCAUCAGGACGAGCUCCAGGGCCGCAUGCUCCCCACACGCUGUAGAUCAUCAGUGAAAGACUCCAAGCCGUCAUUUUGGUAGUCAAUCGACUCACCGAUCUCUAGCCUUCAGCAGCCAGCCGUAUGUCUGCGUAUACUUCACAACGAUUAGUGUUUGGAGUCUUAGCCAAAUUUAAACCAAUAUCAUCUACAAAUGCUUCUUCAUCAUCCUCUUGAGUCGCCUCGGUUAUUUGUUUGUUGUUGUUUUAACAGCCAGUGCAGGCUCAAAGGUAAAGAUACUGUGCCUUUUCUCAAUCCCUUUCAAUCCUUCUCAGAUGAAUUCAUCAUCCCUCACGGUCAAUCUCUCAAAGAAUUCGAAAUAAACUCCCAGAGUCGUCUGACGCUCCGUCGAGAGCAUGUGACGUUUUACUGCAUUUACGUGCAGACGUGUGAAUCAUAUUUACGUUUUUUUUUUUUAUAUUGAUUUGCAUGAAUUGCACUUUGUAUUGCUUACAGGCUUUAUCCAGUCUAUAGCUGAUUUUUUUUGUUGUUGUCUGCAGUGACAAAUCACAAGGCUACUUUACUGCGUAAACACCAGUCACAGUAUCGCCUCUAAAAUGAAACUUCCAGAGCUAAACUCUUAACACGACCAUCAGUAAUGGUUUUAUGUGAUUAUGUUUUGUGCAAUGUUUGUAGUUUACAUUAAUGCGUUAAUGCUAAAAUGUAAAAAAAAAAAAAAAGUGCCAAAUCAUCCUGAAUAUGACUUUUGCAUUCUGUACUUUAAAAGAGCCAAGUUUACUAUUUUUUUUUCUAAAAGUUGCGUAAUGUAUGUACUUAUGUGACAGCAAGCUAUAUGAAGCAAAAAAACCAUUAACCUAAGCAUUUCAUGAAUCAUUGCUGUUGAAUAAUAGUUUCGAGUAAAUCAUGAUACCAUCCGUUAUAAAAAAAAAACUAAAAAAAUACGAGUGGACAGAAAACACUUCCAUUUUCAGUCUUUUUUCACCAAUUUGUUCGUUCACCUCCUCACACUGUAUUAAUAGUAGAUAGAUUUAAUGCAUGACAAUCUUCAGUAUCCUGUCCAUCAUCUCGUGUUACACCUCCGAUGUGUAGCUCCUCCGAAAAACUCGAUUUGGAGUGUGUAGAUACCGUAUUGUCUCAUUGGGAUAUUUCAUACGUUUGUAUUUUGCUGUAAAUCGUAAAUAAAACCAUAUCUGAAUAUAGGAGUAUAUUUAUAUAGUACUAUAAACAUCUAUUUAUGGUAUUUAUUAUAUACAGUAUAUAUAUAGACAUGGUAUAUAUAGACACAUAGAUAUAUCAGGAAGCCCAUCAGUAGGGAACAGUCCUGUUCUAGUAAACCUGCUGAUUUACCUGCUGAGGUUUAGUUCACAUUAUGUAAUGAAUUGUGCUGGACUCCUGGUUCUGAUUGUCUAAGCCAGCAGCCAGGCUUCUCUGUUUAAUAGUAUCGAAGCAAAGGUACAGAACCAGCGAUCCGUACGGCAACGUCGUGCCCGGGAAAUAGACCAGACGUGUAUUGUGAUCUGUAUCCGAGGCCGGAGAAAGUCGUGAUAGUUCUGUUAUAUUGUGAAUCCAAUUUAAAUAGAAACCUCGGUUCUCUAUAACUUUGCUGUCUAACAUAUGCACACUGAGGAAGUAAUGUAGAUAUGUAUUUUUAUGACUUUUAUUGUUAAAGUUUUAAAGGCAAAGUAAAGAUUCAGCAUUCAGGUCCAAGCCAUGAUCACUGAACACUUGUAUAGACGCAGUAUUAAUAUAUUACAUUUAUCACUGCCAGUCUGAAACAACUCGUGUAUUAAUGCUGCUUCUCUUAACUCCACUGGCAUGAGGUAUCUAUCUGUCUGUUUUCUUCCUCCUUAUGGAUUAUAAUAGAGCCUUUUCUAUACAUCUGCUUAUAUCAGAAUUAGGUUUAUUGGCCAAGUGUGUUAACAUACACAAGGAAUUUGGUUCCAGCUGUUAGUGACUCUCAAACACAUCUGCUUUCACAUUGGCUACAUUUCCCAACAAGAUUCUUUUCCAGAAAGUCUCUCUCUCUCUCUCUCUCUCUCUCUCUCUCUCUCUCUCUCUCUCUUUCUUUCUCUCACUC
Messenger RNA from Silurus meridionalis, 4139 nucleotides. Its product is annotated as gamma-aminobutyric acid receptor subunit alpha-3-like. Lineage: Eukaryota; Metazoa; Chordata; Actinopteri; Siluriformes; Siluridae. The coding region runs from base 340 to 1779 and encodes 479 amino acids. Gene Ontology annotation, molecular function: benzodiazepine receptor activity; transmitter-gated monoatomic ion channel activity involved in regulation of postsynaptic membrane potential; GABA-A receptor activity. Gene Ontology annotation, cellular component: neuron projection; postsynapse; dendrite membrane. The record is from RefSeq and is a predicted model, not a curated record. The transcript is spliced from 10 exons. Gene Ontology annotation, biological process: synaptic transmission, GABAergic; gamma-aminobutyric acid signaling pathway; monoatomic ion transmembrane transport.